AGAGCAGGCGGGGGGGGGGGGGAGGAGAGAAAGGUGGGAGAAAGAGAGCAGGAAAGGAAGGCUCCACUAUAAUUGGCUCCAAUACAUGCAUCCAAUUCCAUGCCCGCAUCGGGACGCCCACUGCCUCUUUCCUGAAUCCCAAGACAUCACUUUGUUGCGGUUAUUAUUGCGCAAUUAUAUGCUGCAAAAGGGGCUUCCUUUCUUCGCCUUGGCAUUGGAGAGAGGAGCGCCGGAGGCCGUAUCUUCUUAGGGUGCCUCUUCCCUCUCUGGAGAAGCAUAGCACGAAGAGUGCACAGAUUGGCGAGGUUCUUGCUCUUUCUCUGGUCUAGGUUUUUGUCUUCCUAGGUUUUCCUUUUGAUUUAAGGAGGGUGUGUGAUGGAAAUUAGGGUUUUCUGUUGCUCAAUUUGGCGUCCGGAUUUCUUUGAACUAUAAAAGAUUGUUUCUUGAACCGAGUUUCGUGGGGUUUUGGAUGAUUAUUAUUGUGACUCCAUUACGGACUGUAAUUGCGUAUUGCGCUAAUUUAUUGGCUUCACCCAGGAAAGAAAAGACGAGAUCUCAUGGUGGGAGGAUCGAAUAAUUAUCAAUUUCUAAGCAGUUUCAGCUGUUCUUGAGAUGAGCCCAGUGUUCUGCGCACUCUGGCUAUCAAAUUACUCUGGGUUUCCCACUGUUUCACUGUAAUGUAUUAUAUUUUUUGUGGUAGAAACAGUUUGAGGAUGUUGAACUUUUGUGUUUGAGGGGGGCAGUUUCAAAGGUUCUGGCUUUGCAGUAGUUGAGUGUUUUUGAUAGAUUAGUGCUUCAGAGAGAGCUUCGGUAUAAUGAGAAUGGCGGCAGAUAAUAACAUCAAUUUCCCUUAUGAGGCAGUGCUUCAACAAUCUUUUCGCAAUCAACAUGUUUCUUUUCAGCCAGGUUCCGAAAACAGUGCAACUGGGUUUUCUCCCGGUGGCAUGGACAGCUCAGGUGGAAUAAAUGGAUCAACAAGGAUGAUAGUGACUGGGAACUCCCCAGUGUUGAACAAUAUUUCUGUCAUGUUUUCGACCAGCAGUUCUCCAGCAAAUGUCCUCCUUGAUCCAGUUAAGCAUUCUACGGCGUUCUCGGUCGAUUGGACGUUUGAGGAAUUGGAAGUGUUGAAGCAAGGCCUUGUCACAUAUUCUAGUGAACCUAAUAUGAUGAGGUAUAUCAAGAUAGCAGCCAAGCUUCCUGACAAGACUGUCAGGGAUGUUGCAAUGAGGUGCCGCUGGAUGACUAAGAAGGAGAAAGGUAAACGGCGUAAGCCUGAAGACUAUUAUGCUGGAAAGAAAAUUAAAGACAUGAAGGAGAAGAUGAUAGGUUCUUCCUCGAUGGCUAAUGCACACUGUAAUCAGCCAGAGAUUGCAGAUGCCUAUUCAUUCAGAAUGCACGAUGGGAACCACAUUACUCAGUUCUUAUGUGAAGCACCUGUGAUUGACAACAGAACGCAGCAACUUCUGGAUGACAAUGCCAAACUUUUUCAUCAGAUUGCAAUUAAUCUUGAAAAUAAUGAGAUACAAAAUAAUAUUGAUCUCUUGUAUCACUCAAAUGAGAACCUAAGAGCCAUUUUGAAUAGCAUGAGUGGAAUGCCCGGUAUCAUGAGUCAGAUGCCUCCAAUGCCUGUGCAUGUCAAUGAGAAUCUUAUGCAUUCCAUAUUGCCCGGUACCAGCCAGGCGCAUGCACCUGGCAACAGUAAUUUUCGGGAGGAGCCGAGAUGCUGGUAAUUCUCAUGCAAAUCCAACAGUGGUGGUUGAAGUCGUCUCGUCUGAGUACCACAUUCCUUUCAAGCAAAGUUCUCGAAGAUCUCAUGCCAUAAUCAGGCCAAUCAAGCGCAAUGCAAUAAUAAUCUCUGCGCCCGAAACUGUAUCUCGAACUUGAACUUUGGUUGAGGUUGCCUGCUUUGCAUAUGCUUGAUAGAGGGGAAGUUUGGCGCAUGUCAACGCUAUCAGGCACUCGUAGCUUAGUGAUUCUUUUGCUUUGCUACCAUGUCCUUUUCCUCGGGAGCAUUUUGUAAUGACAAGUUUUAGUGGUAGAGAGAAUAAAUUGCUCUUUGUAGUGUUGUAUUAAAUGUACAUUUAAAGGAAGAGACCGACUUAGUUGUAUCACUAUUCACUGAUGAAGUUAUUUGAUCCUUCCACUGCUGCUGGUUCUUAUUU
Messenger RNA from Musa acuminata AAA Group (dessert banana), 2162 nucleotides. RefSeq lists its product as uncharacterized. Bases 816 to 1730 code for a protein of 304 amino acids. Lineage: Eukaryota; Viridiplantae; Streptophyta; Magnoliopsida; Zingiberales; Musaceae. The record is from RefSeq and is a predicted model, not a curated record. The transcript has 8 exons.